Messenger RNA from Solanum verrucosum, 323 nucleotides. RefSeq lists its product as uncharacterized. The record is from RefSeq and is a predicted model, not a curated record. The coding region runs from base 37 to 255 and encodes 72 amino acids. Lineage: Eukaryota; Viridiplantae; Streptophyta; Magnoliopsida; Solanales; Solanaceae. The transcript is spliced from 2 exons.
UCUUCUUUUUCCCACUUAUCUCCACGAGUAAUAGAGAUGGCUGAUUGGGGACCAGUUGUAAUAGCGGUUGUUCUGUUUGUGCUAUUGAGCCCUGGGCUUCUGUUUCAACUCCCAGGAAAUAACCGGGCAGUAGAAUUUGCAAACUUUCAGACAAGUGGACUCUCUAUUUUAAUACAUACCAUUCUCUUCUUUGGCCUCAUUACCAUCUUCCUUAUUGCCAUUGGUGUCCAUAUUUACACCGGUAAGUUCAAGUGAUCUGAAACGCUGUUGAACGCAUGAUAUGUAGUGAGCAGCCUUCAUAUCAACACUUUCGUCUCCAUAAG